Molecule: messenger RNA, 8325 nt
Organism: Wyeomyia smithii (pitcher-plant mosquito)
Lineage: Eukaryota; Metazoa; Arthropoda; Insecta; Diptera; Culicidae
Product: sortilin-related receptor-like
Exons: 14
Coding region: 447-7019 (2190 amino acids)
Biological process (GO): post-Golgi vesicle-mediated transport
Cellular component (GO): Golgi apparatus; membrane
Molecular function (GO): protein binding
Source: RefSeq, a predicted model, not a curated record
UUACAGUCAGUCAUCAGUGAGAUUUCGUAAAGAAAACAUAUUCGGAAGCCAAUAACAACUGAAAAAAUUCGUGUGACGUGCGACACAUUUGGGUAGAAGCAUAUUUAUUUUAUAAGUGCUCUGGAUAGCAAAAUUUGCCAUUGUGAGGCAAUUGUAAACCUUCAGAGGUUUGAUUUUAUGGAAAAAAAUUAAACAGUGCGCAGUAUCGUAUGUGAAAAAAGUUCGAAGUCAUGUUGGUGAAAGAGUGAAGUUUUGAAGAAGAAAAAAGUAUAAUUUUCCUGAGUGCAAGUGCAGAUGAAUGAAGCGAAAAUUUACUUACCCAGUCAAAUAUCGGUGAAGCAAAAGGAACACAGCUAUCCUUUUCGCAGGAGCUGAAUCUUGCGUUCUAGUAUCGUUUAGCAGUACAGUUUUGUUUGCACUCGUUGAAAAGCAAAAAAGAAAUCAAAAUGGCGCGUCCCCGUUGGUGUUUUAUCGUUUUGACAAUGGUACUGCUGCUGAUGGAUCUCAUUGGGGAGGUUCUUUCAGUGCGGCACGGCUUUCCACCAGAUAUUUUACAUGUGGACUACGGUGAAGACUUGUCGGUAAGACACCCGAUUUUGAUUGAAAGUCCCCUAGCAGCGGAAAAACUUUUGACCAGCAGCCGGUGGAAGCGCAGCCCCGCAGGAACCGGUUCUGGUUCAUCGACAACCGGCGGUAGUUCAACGUCUUCUAUGACGUCGCCGAUCAGCAGCUCGAACAAGGAUGGCAAAAAUGUCAACGAUGUAAUUGAAGCUAAGGUGAAUAAACUGAACGACUCACAUGCUCAACUGAUUGUGCAUUGGCUCGGCGAGGGAACAAGCGUGAUGAUUUGCUUGGCACGCGAGCCUCCUGCUGACAAUGAUGCGAAAGCACCACCCCCGCAGCCGUCCAGAAUAUUUGUUUCGAAAGACUACGGUGACACGUUCGAUGAUCAGACGGAAAUGUUUGAACUCAAUAUAAAUGGAUCCAUCGUAAAUUCCACUGUGGAACAAUUUUUCACCCAUCCAAAAUUCAACACGAUUGUGUUCACCGAUCCAAGAAAUAAAGCGAUAUUCACCUCUGAAGACUACGGUAAUUCCGUGACGGUGCGAAUGCUCAAUUUCACACCAUCCGACGUUACGUUCUAUGAAGCAGAUACUAAGAUGAUACUUAUUCUCGACAAAAAAGACCCGGAACGGAAGCUCUACUAUACUACAGAUUUUGGUGCUUCUUUUACACUUCUUCAAAGUUAUGUAAAAUCCUACAUAUGGUCGUCCGGAGAAGGCGUACCAAUUCAUUUGUACGUAGAACGUAAGGAACCAACAAAUACUUCCUCUGUGAUAUUUUACAACGCGUCUAACUUGCGUAAAAAUAUCAAUCAGUUUAAUGUACUGAUUGAAAAGGUGGAAGAUUUCCAUAUCAAGAAGGACUUUAUGUUUGCUUCGCAGCGACUCCCCAACAACACUCAACUAUUGAUUAGCUACAAACGAGGCAAAUUUGUUAAGGCCGAUUUUCAAACCGAACUAGACAUGAAGGGUUACCACGUAGCAGAUGUUGAUGGUCGACGAAUCAUGAUUUCGGUGGUACACACGGAACGCAUAUCCCAUUUGUACGUUUCUGAGUCAAAUGCCGACAUGACAGAAAUCAAAUUUGUUCCCAGCCUGGAGAAUGUUUUUACUUAUAUGCCUGAACUGAAUUGGAGAUCCAGCUGGUUGGUUCAAUCAUCGGAUGGGGCUUUUACCGAUCUAUACAAGGUGGAAGGAUUGCGAGGAAUUUAUAUUGCGUCUAAAAUCAACAGAAUACCCCUUGGCGAGACAAUCUCGCCAGAUUCGCUGGUAUCAUUGAUUACGUUCGAUCACGGCGCAUCGUGGAAACCAAUAACUGCUCCUACUACAGACGACGAUGGUCAACCAAUUCAGAAUUGUGUGAAGGAUUGUAGCUUGCAUUUAUCGCAGAAAUUCAGCUCAUUGUAUCCGGUAACCAGAUCUGUGAGCAUAAUGAGUUCCAAGUCAGCGCCAGGUGUUAUUAUGGCUUCCGGAGUAGUGGGUAAAUCGCUUAAAGGUCAUCCAGGUGUCUAUAUUUCACGAGAUGCCGGACUGACAUGGAAGCAAAUUUUGAAAGAUUAUCAUUUCUUCAACAUGGGUGAUCACGGUGGAAUUCUGGUGGCAGUUAAAUACUUCAAGUCAAAGGGGGAAACAAACGAGAUUCUGUACUCGACAGAUGAGGGCGAAAAGUGGAUGUCAACGUCUUUUCAUUCGACUAACCUGAAAGUUUAUGGUUUAAUGACUGAACCGGACACCAACACGACUAUCUUCACGCUCUUUGGAUCGGAGCAGGAGGAACAUAAAUGGCUUAUUAUAAAGAUCGAUUUGAAGAAGGCUUUCACUUCUAACUGUACCGAAGACGAUUACAAAUUCUGGGCUCCAGCGGCUAACACAAGCGAGCCGUUUUUGCCGUGUAUUUUGGGUCUACAAGAUACGUACCAGCGAAGAAAACCUCACGCUAAUUGUUAUAAUGGACUUGACUACGAACGGCCGAUACGACAACAAGUAUGUUACUGCACUAGCUGGGAUUUCGAGUGUGAUUUUGGAUUUAGCCGAAGUGGGUUUAUGAACAGUCCUUGCGUGAGAAAUAAAACUGUGGCGAACUACGAUCCAUAUGCGAUUCCAGCCACUUGUAAGCCAGGCCAGUUUUUCAACAGAACCAAAGGUUAUCGUAAAAUUGAAGGUGAUGUUUGCGUAGAUGGAUUUUCCUCUCAAUAUUUACCACAAUCGGUUCCCUGUCCAAUGGAAGAAGUGAACGAUUUUCUAGUGAUCGCACAAAGAGAUAAGAUUUCGCGAAUUAAUUUGAGCAAUAAAACACGAGAGGGUUUCCCAGUAACCGGCCUUAAAAAUGUGAUAGCUAUCGAGUUUGACAAGAAACACAAUUGCGUAUUUUGGGCAGAUAUAAUGACCGAUGUCAUUGGUCGACAGUGCUUGAAUGGAGAUCAACCGACAGAGUUGCUGAUCGAUAGUGGACUUUCGUCAGUGGAAGGUAUGUCCUAUGAUUGGAUAUCUGAGAUGCUAUACUUUGUGGAUGGCAUGCGGUUAAAAAUUGAAGCUGUUAAAACCACUUCAAGUCAUUUGGGUCGCAUGAGACGUACAAUAAUUGAUGCCCCCAAUCUGAAUAAACCUCGUGGCAUUGUUGUACAUCCUCUACAAGGAUACUUGUACUGGACGGAUUGGAAUGCUCUGCGACCGUCAGUUUCUAGAGCUAAUCUUGACGGAAGUGACGUGAGAGUGCUCUUCACGAAGCCCGAUGUAAUUUGGCCAAACGGUGUUACUAUCGAUUAUAUUGCUGAGCGGUUAUAUUGGGUCGACGCAAGCAAGGAUUACAUUGCAAGUAGUGAUUUGAAUGGCAAAAAUUUCGUUAAAAUCUUACAACAGGAUUCUCGUGUUGCGCAUCCGUUCGCUGUAGCUGUUUUGAAGGAUCUCAUGUAUUGGGAUGAUUGGAAAAUGAACUCUGUGUACUCUGCGGAUAAAGAUCAUGGCAUAAUGAUUAACAUAAUCGCUGAGGAGAUGUUGAAUGCGAUGGAUCUCAAAAUUUACGGUCACUCUAUCCAGGAAGGCACAAAUGCCUGUUCGGAAGGCAAUAAAUGUUCUCACAUUUGUGUUGGUGCCCCGAAGGGAGGGUAUAGUUGUCUGUGUCCGGACGGCAUGGAAAAGAACGCUCAAGGUCAGUGCCUGUGUCCAGGUGGAGUGACACCAUUUGCAAACAACACGUGUGCACGAUCUGGAAGCACUUGUGGUUCGAAAUUCUUCGAUUGCAAGAACGGCAUCUGUGUUCCAUUAAUGUACAAAUGCGAUGGUGACGAUGAUUGUGGUGAUCGAUCGGAUGAAGAAGGGUGUCCCUCGGAUAAACCUCCAUGCCCCCCGUAUAUGUUCACGUGCAAAUCUGACAAACAAUGUGUACCGAAAUAUUUCGUUUGUGACUUUGAUCGUGACUGUUUGGACGGAUCGGACGAACAAAAUUGUAAACCGGCAUCCUGUAGAUCCGAUGAGUACACCUGUGGAAAUGGACGCUGCAUUAACAAGAGCUGGCAGUGCGAUGGUGAAGAUGAUUGUCGUGAUGGAACCGAUGAAAAUCAUUGUCAUAAAAACAGCACCGCCGUAGUGGAGUGUAAACCCGACGAAUUUCGAUGCAAUGGAACGAACACCUGCAUUCCGAAACAGUGGCGCUGUGAUACCGAGCAUGACUGCAACGAUGGUUCAGAUGAGUUCAGCUGCGCAAAAAAAGAAUGUGAGUUAUGGAUGUUCACGUGUGAAAGCGAUAUGCGUUGCAUUUAUAGAACAUGGCAAUGUGAUGGAGAAAAGGACUGCAAGGAUGGCAGUGAUGAGAAGAAUUGCAGUGCAUCAACUGAGGUGCCAAAGAAACCCGGAAUUAACUUCUUGCCGGGAGAUUCAUGCCAUGACUGGAUGUUUAAAUGUGCCAAUGACAAAUGUGUGCCAUAUUGGUGGAAGUGUGAUGAUGUGAAUGACUGCGGGGAUGGUUCGGAUGAAGCUGGAUGUAACUCUACACAAUCGAUGACGAGUACAACACUGAAACCGAUUCCAACGAGGAAAAAGGAACGACUUUGCGGCUUACAUGAGUUCCGUUGUGACUCUGGAGUAUGCAUUUCGAAACGAUUCGUUUGUGAUGGCUAUGAAGAUUGCACCAGGGGCGAGGACGAAGAUAACUGUCCAUCGCAAAAGCAGUGCAGCAUUAAACACUUCAAAUGUCGCAGCGAUGGAAUGUGUUUGCCAAUGGAUAAGUACUGCAAUAACGUUGUUGAUUGCGCUGACGGGAGCGAUGAAGAUUGCAAGUUCAAACCAAACACACCGGCUACAAUCAGUAACAACUGCACAAAUAAUCCCGGCGUGUUCGCAUGUGAUAAUACGUGCUUUGCUCUGAUGGUGCAAUGCGAUGGAAAGCCCGAUUGCUAUGACGGAACUGACGAGGAAAAUUGCAAAAAAAUGAAGACCAAACAUUACCAGGUUACUCAAAUUGGAGUUGAUGAACGUUCAUUGAACUCCACAAGUUUUCUCAUCUUUUGGUGGAUCCCGUUGCCGCAAGAUGUUAGCUUCGAAUAUCUUCCUUCGAUUUAUUACAACGGUGAGUGGAAGAAUGUCAGCAACUGGAUCAAUCAGACGGAUUAUCGAUUCACCAAUUUGAAACCAUACACGCUUUACAAUGUAACCACGUACGUACGUGUAAAAAAUCAAACUAAAAUUACACCACCGUACAUUUAUUACGAGAUCGCUACUAGCGAAGGAAUUCCGAGUGUUCCUUUAAAUGUAUCGGUCGUUCAAAUCAAUGGAUCUCGAAUUCAAGUCAGCUGGCAAGCCCCGAAGGAAGUGAAUGGACAAUUGCAAGGUUACACCAUAAACUACCGUUCGCAAUCAAAGAACGUCGGACCUGCUCAGAACGUGAAAGUUGGAGCUUCCGAGACCAGUGUUAUUAUCGAUACUGAGUUCAAACCCAACGUAGUGUACGAAUUUUGGGUAAAGGCUCGCAACGGCAAACAUGAGUCAAUCUCUUCCAAUAUGGUUCAGCUAAAGUUCGAUGGUACAUCAAACAUUGAAAAAAUCAGUAAAAUUGAUGUAGUUAAUAUUACGAAAAAGUCAGUCACGUUGGAAUGGAAACCGGUAAACAAUGCGGAUGGUUACAUGAUUCAACCGAUUCUACCUCAGUCUUAUCCAUUGUUGAAUACCAUUUGGACCAAAAAUUCAACCGUUACGUUGGAUAAUAUGGUUCCAGGUACACAAUACGUUAUUAAAGUGGCUGCCUAUGUUAAGCAGUACGUUGGACGUCAUGAAACCACCAUUGUUUCAUUUGGUGGGGAUCCCCUGCCUGCUGUGCAAUUUAGACUGAAAGAACAAACGCAAAAUUAUUCACUGAUUGAAUGGGAUGAGCCACAGGGAAGCUUCGGCAGGUUGAUUUAUGGCAUUUACUAUGGAACAAAUAUGGAUCAGCUGUUCGAAGCAUCAAAAGUAAAUACCACUGCUACUAGUUACAAACUAACAAAAUUGCGACCUUGCGAAUCGUACGUUGUUAGCGUUGGUAUCGUUGGUCCCAUUGGACCUGGUCCGUUGGGUCGCAAUCCGCUUAAACUUGAUACGCCUUACAACAACACAUUGCCACCAAAGGAACUAACCGUUGAUAUAAGCGAAACUAGUCAGAUGUACUCAGAAAUGAUAAUUCAGUGGAAGCAUAGCUGUUCGCUGGAGUCAUCAUCCUAUCCUAAUUACAUUAUUUCCGUGCGCGAGUUAACGAAAAACAAAGUUUCUCUCGUGAAUAUAAAAUCGUCGGCCAACAAAACGCUAGUGCACGUGUUCCGCAGUAUACCCCGUGGAGCAGCUUAUGAAAUAGGCGUCUACACCGAUGUUCCGAAUGCUCAACCGGCUUACACGGCUGCCUAUUCUGCUCCUCUACCAGCUCCGGUACGCUUGGAUGUACUGCCCGAAACUAAUGGAACUUAUGUGGUGUAUUGGAAACCAGUCAACGGUUUAAAGGAAAUUGAAUUUAACUAUCAAGCGGUUGUAUACGAAGGAAGAGGUGUCAACACAUCCAUCCCACCCUUGAUUGUCAUCGAAGCCAAAGAACCACCAAUUUUAAUACAUCCAGAUCGAUUGUCUGGUUUACCCAUGAAUAGUCUUUUCACGGUUGGAGUAAGACUUAAAACAGCCGACGGUUUCUUCUCCGACAUAGUUGAAAUUCAGUCGUUCUCCAAACUUAAUUCCCAGGGUUUAGUGCGGGAGUCUUCCUUUUCGUAUGCGUGGUUGUGGAUUAUUCCCACCAUAAUCGCACUAGUACUCGCUCUCACAGUGGUGUAUGUAGUGCAAAGGCACCGGCGCUUGCAAAAUUCGUUCAGUCGCUUUGCUAAUUCACACUAUGACACUCGAACGGGUGCCACUCGCAUUGGUGAUAGUCUGGAUGACGAUGAACAUGAGCACCAGGAGGUGCCUAGAAGCUUCUCCGACGACGAGCCGUUGGUUAUUGCGUAAAAGAUCUCGCUAAUGGCUAGUAGAAUUCAGAGGAAAGAUAUCAAUAAAACGCAGAAAACGCUUGUGCAACUACUAUGCUCACGCAGAAGAAAAAUAAUUCUGAAGCAAAACGAUAGGGAUUAACAUUACACGUGAAUCAUGUCUCCUAGGUUGGGGCUAGGUUCGUUUUGUCUGUGAAAAUAAUUAAAAUUUUUAAAUAGUGCUAGUAGUAAUGCAUGUGUAAAGUCCUAAAAACAAAAGACUUGUAAUUGUGUAUUUAUGUUGAUUUUAUUUUGAUAGGUUUAUUUAGUUGCGUUUUACUGUACAUUUUUAAGCUGUUUUCUUUGUAUAGAAGAUUUCCUGUAACAUAUAUCGAUAACAGUAUGCAUCCGGUAUCAAGUAAGACUUUUUGCAACGCGUGAGACCGAACGGACAAAAUGAGUGAAAGUGUGGCACAAAGAGGAGCAACUUCUAAGGCACACAGACCAAGGAACAAAGAUAUUAAAGAAAGUAAGAAUUCAAAUCUAGAGAAAAGUGAAUACGGUAGUCGUGUUAGAACGAUCAUAGAGACAAAUCAGCUUUUUCAGUACAAUGAAAAUACUGACCAGAGGCAUUUGUUAUCUUAGCAAAGAAGAAGAAGCACAUCCAUGUUAAACUUGAAACCAGUCGUGUAGUAAAAGCAAUUCAAAGAUUAUUUUUAAUAGGGUCAUUUUAUCGAACGAAGGCGUCUUCAUAGAGAAUCAGUUUUGAGGUAAGAGUCUAUUAAUAACGUAAUGUGUUUCCGGUGUUUUAAAUAGUUACAAUAACUAUUUCCUAUAUUUUUUCAAAGCUUUAAACUGUUAGCAAUGAGUUUUCUUCUGUUCGGUACGAAAUGCAGAAUGAAUUCUUAAUAGUUUCAGAUGAUGUGCUAAAUGUAAAUGAGAAUUAACUAUGAAGACAAAGAUUAAUGAUAGUAGAUAAAAAUAAUGAUACAUUAUUAUUAUUUUUAUUCAGUAAGCAUACGGUAUGGUAUUGGCAAACAAAUGUUUGAAAUGUGAUUUUGUUCGUGUUUUGCGUAAAAUAAAGGGUAUGAGAGAAAUAAUUUUCUGCAAAACGACAGUCCCAAAUCGAGAUUUUCCAACCAGACAACUUCUUCCUAUUUGAUCGGUUCAUGUUUUCGAAUGUCUUUGUAUCUAGAGAAAUGAAUCGUUCCAAAAGAUGAAACUAAAUGAUAAGUAGUGAAAAAAUAAAUAACCUUACGGAUUAAAGUAUGAAUAAUGAUUGUAUUCGUAAAGUGUAGAAUUGAGAUGCAAAGUGACGUGGGAAUAAACUCUCAAUACCAAACGUA